GCCGCGGGAGCGCCGUGCCGAGGGCGGGGGGGGGUGGCUGCUUUCCGUCUGUCGGCCCGUCCGUCUGACCGCCGCAAUGCAGAACGUCAUCAACACGGUGAAGGGGAAGGCCCUGGAGGUGGCCGAGUACCUCACGCCCGUGCUUAAGGAGUCCAAAUUUAAAGAAACUGGAGUAAUUACACCAGAAGAAUUUGUUGCAGCUGGAGAUCACUUAGUUCACCACUGUCCUACUUGGCAAUGGGCUUCGGGAGAAGAACUAAAAGUCAAAGCUUACCUGCCAACAGACAAACAGUUUUUGGUAACUAAAAAUGUGCCGUGCUAUAAAAGGUGUAAGCAGAUGGAGUACUCAGAUGAGCAGGAGGCAAUUAUAGAAGAAGAUGAUGGUGAUGGGGGAUGGGUAGACACUUUUCACAAUGCAGGUAUAGUGGGUGCAACAGAAGCAGUUAAGGAGAUCACACUAGACAGUAAGGAUAAUACAAAAAUACCAGAGUGUUCUGCAUCUUGUGAAGAUGAUGAUGAGGAAGAUGAAGGAGAAGCUGCAGACAUGGAAGAGUAUGAAGAAAGUGGGCUAUUGGAGACAGAUGAUGCAACACUUGACACAAGACAGAUUGUUGAAGCUAACAAAACUAAAGCUGAUGUUGGAGGGGAAGAUGCUAUUCUACAGACUAGAACCUAUGACCUCUACAUCACUUAUGACAAAUAUUACCAAACUCCAAGGCUGUGGUUAUUUGGAUAUGAUGAGCAGCGGCAGCCUUUAACAGUAGAGCAUAUGUAUGAAGAUAUUAGUCAAGAUCAUGUCAAGAAAACAGUGACCAUUGAAAACCAUCCUCAUCUUCCUCCACCUCCCAUGUGCUCAGUUCAUCCCUGCAGGCAUGCAGAAGUCAUGAAGAAAAUAAUCGAGACUGUUGCAGAAGGUGGAGGAGAACUUGGAGUUCAUAUGUACCUUCUUAUUUUCUUGAAAUUUGUACAGGCGGUCAUUCCAACGAUAGAGUAUGACUACACAAGGCACUUUACAAUGUAACUAAAAAAAGAGAUGUGUUCCUCUGAUUAUUAAAUCUUUUUUUAAAUAACCCAUCCAUGUGACUUAUACAACAUUAUACACAAUUUCUGUAACUAAUCUUUUAUCGACUUGAUGCAUUAAAAUAAAAUGUUCCAUUACCAGCCUUUUUAAUAAAAAUCUCUGUGUGU
Molecule: messenger RNA, 1188 nt
Organism: Ficedula albicollis (Collared flycatcher)
Lineage: Eukaryota; Metazoa; Chordata; Aves; Passeriformes; Muscicapidae
Gene: ATG3
Product: autophagy related 3
Exons: 12
Coding region: 77-1021 (314 amino acids)
Biological process (GO): nucleophagy; autophagy of mitochondrion; autophagosome assembly
Cellular component (GO): cytoplasmic ubiquitin ligase complex; cytosol
Molecular function (GO): Atg8-family ligase activity
Source: RefSeq, a predicted model, not a curated record